UCUCCAACCAACGGAACAGUCUGUCUUCUCUGCACGUCUUUCUCUCUCUAUCCUCUCUCUCUCUCUCUCUCUCUCUCACAGAGACACACAGUCGGAUUUGUCUGCAAAUUGAUUUGCAAACUGAUCGGCAUUCCCCAAGCAAUCAGUUAAUUGGUGUAUUGUAUUCAUCAAUUUCGAGAACACAGAAGGUGCCGUUCCAUUAGCAGUGAGAGAGCUCCAUUUUCAGAUUCUGCUUCUCCAUUUUCGGAGGAAGAUCUGUUGCUGGCAAUUUCUGUUUCAAUUUUGAGCUGCUUCUCUACUAUCGGAUUUUUCAGCUUCAAUCGUUGAAGGAAACGACGAGAUCGCGAUACAUCGAUAAUUCCUUUGUUUUUGAUGCGAGAGAGAUGGAGCACAAGCACAAGCUCAUACUGGUCAUAUGUUUGCCAUCAAUAUCAACCCUACUACUUCUAUUGCUGUUAGCCUUUUGCCUCGUGCGGAGGAUGAGGGCGGAAGGUUCUAGAGACGCCGAAACUGCAUUCCAGUGCAAGGAAAGAGAUUUGGCGGCAAACGCGUCGGAGGAUUUGAUCUGGUUCCGAGGCGGUGAACAUCUUACGGCGCAGGAAAUCCUGGAUGCUCCUGGUGAAGUGAUUGGGAAAUCCAGCUAUGGAACGCUUUACAGAGCCUGUUUGGUCAAAUCAAAUUCGCUCACAUUGCUUAGAUUCCUUAGGCCUACCUGCACACUGAGGGUUAAGGAGGUCCUGCCAAUUGCAGAGUUUUUGGGUUCUGUUAGGCACCCAAAUUUGGUGCCUCUUAAUGCAUUUUAUGCAGGCUCGAGAGGGGAGAAGCUUAUGGUUCAUCCAUUUUAUGCUGCUGGAAAUUUGGCUCAGUUCAUCAGAGAUGAUAAUGGUGCUGCUCGGAAAUGGCCGAUCAUAUGCAGGAUUUCCACCGGCAUUGCCAGAGGACUUUUCCAUCUACACACAUCAAAUGAGAAGCCCAUUAUCCAUGGCAACCUUAAGUCGAAAAACAUACUCCUGGAUCAUCAUUGCAACCCAUAUGUGUCGGAUUUUGGGCUGCAUCUUCUUCUGAGUCCUGCUGCAGGGCAACAAAUGCUCGAAAGGUCUGCAUCCGAGGGGUAUAAAGCUCCGGAAUUGAUUAAGCUGAAAGAUGCCUGUGAAGCUAGUGAUAUUUACAGCUUAGGAGUAAUCCUUCUAGAGUUGCUGACCGGAAAACCAGCGAUCGAUGAAAACCCUACGCCUGAUCAAGAUUUUUAUCUGCCGAGUGUCUUGAGAAGUGCGAUUAUUGAUGAUCGAAUCUCUGACUUGUAUCAUCCCAACAUCCUUCAGAACCUAAGCAAUGAUCAGAGGGUAGUCACUGAAGAUGGGAUUCUCAAAUAUUUUCAACUGGCAAUGGCUUGUUGCUCUCCCUCCCGACCCCUUCGACCUGACAUUAAGCAAAUUCUCGACAAGCUUGAGGAAAUCGGGAAGUGUUGAAACCCUGGCCCCUAAGGUUAUGUUUCGACUUCUUUGCAGUUCUUGUCGUGGACUAACAUACAUUCUCCCGCGAUGAAUGUUUUGGCCGAGAAUUUAUCUUCAUGACCCUUGGCAGCAUCAGAAAGAGACUCCGAUUGACUUGCAGACGAAGGUUUAACAACAAAAUAGUCGCGAAAGAUGAUCAUAUGCAGAUAUUUUUUUUGAUGUGAAGAAAUUAGAGUGAUCGGACUUUUGAAUUUGUUGUUUAUUGAAUGAGAUAAUGAAUAGCAUUGUUGUUAGGAAACUCGUCGUCGUCGACAGAAUUUGAAACGUAUUAUUAGUGUUAAUUACAGAGUCAUUGGCAGCUCUA
Messenger RNA from Andrographis paniculata, 1818 nucleotides. Its product is annotated as putative kinase-like protein TMKL1. Bases 384 to 1469 code for a protein of 361 amino acids. The transcript is spliced from 2 exons. The record is from RefSeq and is a predicted model, not a curated record. Gene Ontology annotation, biological process: protein phosphorylation. Gene Ontology annotation, molecular function: protein kinase activity; ATP binding. NCBI's taxonomy places the organism in Eukaryota, Viridiplantae, Streptophyta, Magnoliopsida, Lamiales, Acanthaceae.